AAACGGGGGUGUGGUUUAGAUCAAUAGCUACCUCAGCCUACAAUAAAAUAAAGGAUACUGCAAAGCUCUCCGAGGGCAGAGAGGCGGUGUCGAUCAGAUCCGGAGCACAGGGUCGCUUCUGUGGAAUAUAUCUCGUUUUAUUCGCUUCAUUGAGAUAAUGAUAUUUUGUGGACGCCGAUUCUCCAGUCAAGGCUUGCAGACGCAUACAGUUGGUCGAGGAUGAGGAGAAGGAAGAUAAGUUCUCAUUGAACUGCCGUUUUAUUACAGUAUGGGAUAGAUGGUACAUUUCUGUGAAUGGUUAAGUGGUCUGAAUUUGGAAAAACUCAACCCUCGAUAGACCAAUGUGUAGAUUCCCUGCAGCGCGGUGUAUUUAGAUCUAACGUUACAGUCACUGACUUACAUAAGAUUGCUCUGUGUAAGGAAUUGAGCAAAGAAACCCCGCCGUUUAACGCAAGGUUUGGACCCAGAGCUGAGAACACAGAGGACAAAGGAUCUUCUUUUGAUAUAGGAAAUGUGUGUUUAUUUUUAUUGUUUAUCUGGAUGAAAUGUACAUUGAUGGAACAAACAGCAAACAUGUCCAGCUAGGACACUCCUAGCAAUGUUGACUGAAAGAUCAUUACCCCAAUAAUUAGGAUCUGCCAGUCAUUCCUGAGGCCCGCUGGGAUUAAUUUAACUCUACUGUUGGGAAAGGAGACUUCAGAGUUGUUUUUAUUGCUCUGAAAGCACUAAAUGAGUGACAUUACGUGUAUUGCAACUACAGAAAGAUGAACAACACUCUGCAAGACAGAAACAUGUUUACAGUACAAGCAGACGUUAUAUUUCACGCAGCAAACCCUGACUCUCCAGAAUCACCUAUCCCAGCUGAAGGGAACAACAACAAUGUCACAGCUAUGGGGAAAACAGGCAUCCCCAGCAUGGAAAUACUGCAUGGUCUCCCGGGUACAUGGGAUACAUCAGAAUCAGGAGGUUUAACUGACAAUAGGAUUUUGGGCAACUAUGGUGCUGUAACAGGUGCAGAAUACGCACAAGAUGCUGCCUCUAGUGACAGUGGAUUUCAAGAGCACAUACAGCCUCUGGACUCAUCUAGAGCACAAAAUCUGGACCUUAGUUUGAGAAAUAUGAGUGAAGCUUCAAGUCAAGGAAAUAUUAGAGAAGAAACGAAUGGAACAAAGGUAGCUUCCAGUUUGGCACCCUCUCUGUGCUUCAGACCAGAGAACAAGGAGGAAAUUGACAAAUUAGCCAAUGUCCCAAGAGACGGUGAGGUGGUUCAGAGUCAGUUUGAUAUUAAAAAUGUCUCCUCCACAUCAGAGGACAAAAAUAAUUCCUAUUCAAGCUCUCAAAAAUCGAGGUCACUUGAAAAAACCCUGGGAUGCUUUAUAAGUUCCUCUGAAGGAGCAGAUCAGACCCGUUACAGAACAUCAUUUGGACAGACUGGGCAGGAAUCGAGCCAAGGGCUAAAGCAAAAUGGAUCUGCAGUAAGAGAAGCUCUAUCUGCAAAAGAAGAGCCGAAUUUAGUCAUAGAGGUGGGCGGACAGAAAAUACAAGCACACAAAUCAGUAUUAGCUGAGAAAAGUGAUUAUUUUAAGGCCAGGCUUUCUCGAGACAUCCUGAAAGUAAAAGGAAUGAGCUACAAGACCUUGUCAGCGCUUGUAGAUUAUGUUUACUCUUCCCAGAUGAACGUAAGCAUGAAUAAAUGA
This is a messenger RNA of Sinocyclocheilus rhinocerous, 1697 nucleotides long. RefSeq lists its product as uncharacterized. Gene Ontology annotation, molecular function: protein binding. The record is from RefSeq and is a predicted model, not a curated record. Bases 765 to 1697 code for a protein of 310 amino acids. Lineage: Eukaryota; Metazoa; Chordata; Actinopteri; Cypriniformes; Cyprinidae. The transcript is spliced from 2 exons.